UGUGCUUCUUUAUUUAUUUAUUUUUUCUGAGCUCGAAGUAGCAAAAAUCACUCCUAUAUCCCGAUUAAUUGCAAUCUUGGUCGAGUUUCGAAGUUAAUCUCGAUUACUUCUCUCACCUGAAUUGCUUAAUUUUCUUGCCACAAAAGGGUCAAUUGCUUAAUUUCCGUCAAUUCAGAGUCUUUCUCUUUUGCUUGUUAGGUUUUAAUUUUUUGUUGGUUCUUCCGCCGAGCUAUUGUAGUGAUUCUCCUUGAAUUGUCAACUGUAAGAUAGGAUUCUCGCUAGGUGUCAUCCGUCUCUGUGGUAUUGUAAACUUCACAUCAGUCUUGUGAUGGUAGUCUGGUAGAUAGUUGAGAGCCUAUCUCUCUGGUAGAAUCUUCUCCGUGAUGGAUUGUCGAGUUUCACGUGGACAUUAUGAUAUUAGGGUCUGAAGGCUUUUGUUUAGUCUCAAUUUUGGAUGCCAUUACUAAAAAGAAAUGAAUGCUGGUUACUAGCUUAUUUUUCCUGCUAAAAGAGAUGGCAACAAAUACCAUGAUUAAUGUUUCACUUGUUCCGGCUUCAGAAUUACUUGAUCGGAUAAUAGAGACGAUAGCCGAGACUGCAGAGGCUGCUAAGGAUGUGCUUGUUGAGAAGGAAGGUUUUGCAAAGCUGUCGAGUUUCUUGGAAAAGGUUGUUCCUAUCCUAAAAGAAUUGACCAAGAAGAACAUCAGUAACUCUGAGAGCCUAAAUAAUGCCAUUGAAAAUUUCGAUCGGGAGGUCAAAGCUGCGAAGCAGCUAGUUCUGGAGUGCAGAAAGAGAAACAAAGUCUAUCUCUUUCUCAAUUGCCGGAGAGUAGUGAAGCGUUUAGAGCAAACUACGAGAGAGAUCAGCCGGGCUCUGAGCUUUAUCCCUUUGGCAUCACUAGAUCUCUCAUCUAGUAUAAAUGAGGAUAUCAGCAACCUAUGUGACAACAUGCAGAGGGCAGAGUUUAAGGCAGCUGUAGCAGAGGAAGAGAUAUUGGAGAAAAUUGAAUUGGGUAUAUUAGAGAGAAAUGUUGAUCGUACUUACGCAAACAAUUUGAUGGUUCUCAUUGCUGAAGCUGUUGGGAUAUCAACUGAACGCUCAGCACUGAAGAAGGAAUUUGAAGAUUUCAAAAGAGAAAUAGAAGACACGCAGGUGAGGAAAGACCAGGCCGAGGCUAUACAAAUGGAUCAGAUCGUUGCAUUGCUUGAAAGAGCUGAUGCCACUUCAUCCCCUAGGGAAAAAGAGAUGAAAUACUUCACCAAGAGGAAGUCUUUAGGUAAUCAGCCAUUGGAACCUCUCCAGUCAUUUUAUUGCCCAAUCACUCGAGAUGUUAUGGUGGACCCUGUUGAGACCUCCUCUGGACAGACAUUCGAGAGAGAUGCAAUUCAGAAGUGGUUUGCAGAUGGGAACACCAUUUGCCCCCUAACCAUGAUCCCCUUAGACACAGCAAUUUUACGGCCCAACAAAACUCUACGGCAAUCAAUUGAAGAAUGGAGGGAUAGAAACAUCAUGAUUACAAUUGCUUCCAUGAAACCCAAACUCCAUUCAGAUGAUGAACAAGAAAUUCUUCAUUCCUUGGAACAACUGCAGGAUCUUUGCAUGGAGAGAGACUUGCACCGAGAAUGGGUGACACUGGAGAACUACAUACCAAUUCUUAUUGGAUUGUUAUCCACAAAAAAUCGUGAGAUAAGGAACCAUGUUUUAGACAUCCUUUGCAUACUGGCAAAGGAUAGUGAUGACACUAAGGAAAGAAUUGCUGAAGUGGAAAAUGCAAUUGAAGCUAUUGUGCGAUCCCUUGCUCGUCGUAUUAGUGAAAGUAAGCUUGCUGUGGCAUUGCUGUUGGAACUUUCAAAAAGUAAUAUGGUACGUAACUACAUUGGGAAAGUACAGGGAUGUAUACUCCUCCUGGUGACUAUGUCAACGAGUGAUGACACUCAAGCUGCCAAAGAUGCAAAGGAACUCUUGGAGAAUCUUUCAUUCCUUGAUGAAAAUGUUGUACAAAUGGCCAAGGCAAAUUAUUUCAGGCCUUUGUUGGAGCGCCUUUCUUCAGGGCCAGAAGAUGUCAAGAUGAUCAUGUUGACCACUCUGGCAGAAAUGGAGUUGAGUGACCACAAUAAAUUGACUUUGUUUGAGAAUGGAGUACUGAAGCCACUUCUUCACUUGGUCACAAAUGGCAACGAGGAGAUGAAGAGAGUUUCUGUUAAAGCUAUUCAGAAUCUUUCCACUUUACCAAGGAAUGCCUUGCAGAUGAUUCAGGAAGGUGCAGUGGGUCCACUACUUGACCUACUCUACCGUCAUAAUGCAUCCAUGAUUUUGCGAGAACAAGUAGCAUCAACCAUCAUGAACCUUGCGAUAUCAACAGCGAAACAAGAAGCCAAACAGACAGAAGUGACACUACUUGAAUAUGAUGAAGACAUUUUCAAACUCUUCUCCUUGGUCAACUUGACAGCACCUACUAUACAACAGAAGAUACUGAGGACCUUUCAUGCUAUGUGCCAACACCCAUCUACAAUAGACAUAAGGUCUAAACUUAGACAGUGCUCGGCCAUUCAAAUGUUGGUUCAAUUUUGUGAGGUUGAUGAUAUUGCUCUACGAGCAAAUGCUUUAAAGCUGUUCUUCUGCUUGACGGAAGAUGGAGAUGAUGGCUCGUUGUCAGAAUAUGUGGACCAGAGGUGCAUUGGGACCUUGAUCAGGAUCAUCAGAGAUUGUCAUGAUGAGGAAGAAAUUACUGCUGCUCUGGGUAUUAUCUCCAACCUUCCAAUGAAGAACAUCCAAAUCACCCAGUGGCUUCUAGAUGCUGAGGCACUUCCAGUAAUUUUCAGGUUCCUAACUAAUGGAAAAUUUAAUGGAUCCUAUAAAAACGAUCUAAUAGAGAAUGCAGUUGGAGCAACAUGCCGCUUCACUGUAUCAACAAAUCUGGAGUGGCAGAAGAGAGCAGCUGAAGCUGGCAUUAUCCCAGUGCUAGUACAACUGCUAAGCUCUGGAACUGCUUUGACAAAACAACAUGCGGCCACUUCCCUUGCCCAGUUCUCAGAGAGUUCAGUUAGGUUGAGUAGGCCAAUCAAGAGACAUAGGGGGCUCUGGUGCUGCUCACCACCACCUGAAGUUGGCUGCCCAGUGCACAUGGGCAUAUGUACAGUUGAGUUAUCAUUUUGCCUUGUCGAGGCUGGAGCUGUGCAACCCCUAGUAACUAUACUUGGAGAAUCAGAUUUUGGAGCCUCCAAGGCUUCUUUACAGGCAUUGUUGACACUGAUUGAUGGUGAAAGACUGCAGAGUGGUAGUAAGGUGCUUGCUGAAGCAAAUGCCAUUCCACCAAUUAUUAAGUUAUUAGGCUCCCCUUCUACUGAAUUGCAGGAAAGGGCUCUUCUUGCUUUGGAAAGAAUAUUCCGGUUGAUAGAAUUCAAACAAAAGUACGGAGCAUCAGCUCAGAUGCCUUUAGUUGACUUAACUCAGAGGGGAAACAGUACUACAAAACCUUUGGCAGCACGGAUUCUUGCACACUUGAAUGUACUUCACGAGUCAUCAUCUUAUUUUUAGGAGUGUGGAAAAUGAAAAGUUUCAGCCAAUUUAAGUUGAAAAGGGAAUUCAAGGAAUGAAGCAUAUGCAGUGAUAUGGGAAUUAACCUUUGGAGUCAGCAACGAAUUAGGUGGGUGUUUCUACUUUAAGUGAUUGGUACAAACUUCCCAUCCUAAAGAAGCAUGGAAAAGGAUACAUUUCUUAUACUAAAAAUAGGGAUGCUCUUCUCUUAUUAGUUAAUUAUGUAAGGUCAUUGAUUUUUUUGGCUUGUAAAGAAAAUCAAUAAGAGGUCAGAUAACCAAAAUAUUCAUAAUAAGGCCAAGGGUCGAGGCUGUAUAGGCGGAUUUGUGAGUGCAAUCAAGGUUUUGAUCACUGGAGUUGAAUUAGUUUCUUUUCUUUUUUUUUUUGGGUGAUUUACGAGAGAAUAUCUUUUAAUCUCAUUAAAGACAGCAGGGUGCUGUUUUUAUUUUAGUGAUAAGGUCUCAACUUUCCGUCUAAUUUAGGACUUAUUUGUUGA
Molecule: messenger RNA, 4033 nt
Organism: Nelumbo nucifera (sacred lotus)
Lineage: Eukaryota; Viridiplantae; Streptophyta; Magnoliopsida; Proteales; Nelumbonaceae
Product: U-box domain-containing protein 44-like
Biological process (GO): cell surface receptor signaling pathway; protein ubiquitination
Molecular function (GO): protein binding; ubiquitin-protein transferase activity
Source: RefSeq, a predicted model, not a curated record